CCUCCCGAGUAGCUGGGAUUACAGAUCAGGACAGAGUACAUUUCAGAGAGCACAGUUAAGAACAUGCUACUUCAUGGGAGAUGGAAGAUUGCAAGAAGCCUCUUGGCAAUCCUCACUUCUUACGCCAUUUCUUUAUUAGGCAGGGAUGGUUAAGCCUUUCCACCCUCUGGCUGCAUAGGAAGGACAGUUUCUUGCCUCGGUCAUGGAGAUCCUGUAUAGCCUGUCUUCCACAGGUGUUCCUGUCUCUUGAGAUAGCAGCUGAGCAAGCCCCGGGACAUUAUUCAUUUCUUUGAUUGAGUACCAAAGAGUUGGUCAGUUCAGAGAGUUGGCUUCUGCAAAAAAUACCCGUUUUCAGAUAGUAGUAUCUCACUCUUGAAAAUUUGCGUCCAGUCUCCAACUCCCAGCGUGAGCGACACAGAAGACCGGUGAUUUCUGCAUUUUCAACUGAGAUUCUGUCAGCUUUUAAGAACAAAUGCACCUUAUAGCUCAUGGAAGAAAAAACACAAAUCAAGACGUUUUUGGGUUCCAAGUUGCCAAAGUAUGGAACAAAAUCUGUAAGAAGUACACUGCAGCCGAUGCCAAAUGGGACACCUGUUAAUUUAUUAGGAACUUCCAAGAAUAGUAAUGUCAAAAGUUACAUCAAAAAUAAUGGCUCUGAUUGUCCAUCAUCUCAUUCAUUUAAUUGGAGAAAAGCAAAUAAAUAUCAACCUUGUGCACAAGGUGCUGAAGAGCCUAACAAUACUCAAAAUUCACAUGAUAAAAUAAUUGAUCCUGGAAAACAUGUUCCUACUCAAGGAAUGUUUGAUAAAAGUGGGAUGAAGGGAGGUUUGAAAAGUGUUUCUUUAUUUACAUCAAAGUUAGCAAAGCCAUCCACUAUGUUUGUGUCAUCUACAGAGGAGUUAAACCAAAAGUCUUUUUCUGGACCAUCAAAUUUGGGUAAAUUCACCAAAGGCACAUUAUUAGGAAGGACUUCAUAUUCUUCGGUCAAUACUCCAAAAUCACAGUUGAAUGGAUUUUAUGGAAACCGGUCGGCUGGUAGCAUGCAAAGGCCUAGAGCAAACUCCUCUGCCACCAGAAGCAGUUCUGGAGAAAGCUUAGCUCAAUCCCCAGACAGUAGUAAAUCUGUUAAUUGUGAAAAAAUGGUAAGGUCACAGAGUUUUUCACAUUCCAUUCAGAAUUCAUUCCUUCCACCUUCAUCUAUAACCAGAUCACAUUCCUUUAAUAGAGCUGUGGAUCUUACAAAGCCUUAUCAGAAUCAACAGCUAUCCAUUAGAGUGCCUCUACGGUCAAGUAUGCUAACAAGAAAUUCCCGGCAGUCGGAAGUACUCAAUGGGAAUGAACAUUUGGGGUAUGGAUUUAAUAGGCCUUAUGCUGCUGGUGGAAAGAAGUUGGCUUUACCAAAUGGCCCUGGUGUAACUUCUACUUUAGGUUAUAGAAUGGUUCAUCCCUCUCUACUGAAAUCUAGCCGAUCUCCAUUUUCUGGGACUAUCACAGUUGAUGGAAAUAAAAAUUCACCUGCUGACACAUGUGUAGAGGAAGAUGCUACAGUUUUGGCUAAGGACAGAGCUACUAAUAAGGACCAAGAACUGAUUGAAAAUGAAAGUUAUAGAACAAAAAACAACCAGACUGUGAAACAUGAUGCUAAAAUUAGAUACCUGAGUGAUGAUGUGGAUGACAUUUCCUUGUCAUCUUUGUCAUCUUCUGAUAAGAAUGAUUUAAGUGAAGACUUUAGUGAUGAUUUUAUAGAUAUAGAAGACUCCAACAGAACUAGAAUAACUCCAGAGGAAAUGUCUCUCAAAGAAGAGAAAGAUGAAAAUGUGCCACCACAGGAUAUAUUUGAUUCCCCCAAGGAAAAUGAAAAAGUCUGCAGUAAAACUGAUGAAUGGAUAGAUAUAAGUGUCUCUGACAGGAGUGAAUGUACAAAACAUACUUCUGGGAAUAAUUUGGUUUCACCAGAUACAGACUACAGAGCUGGUUCUUCGUUUGAACUAUCUCCAUCUGAUAGCUCUGAUGGAACAUACAUGUGGGAUGAAGAAGGCUUGGAACCCAUUGGAAAUGUCCAUCCGGUUGGGAGCUAUGAGUCCUCUGAAAUGAACAGCAUAGAUAUUUUGAAUAAUCUUGAAUCAUGUGACCUUGAGGAUGAUGAUCUUAUGCUUGAUGUGGAUCUGCCUGAGGAUGCACCUCUUGAAAAUGUGGAGUGUGACAACAUGAACCGCUUUGACCGAUCAGACAGAAAUGUUCGGCAGCCUCAGGAAGGUUUUUGGAAAAGGCCACCCCAGAGGUGGAGUGGACAGGAGCAUUACCAUCUCAGCCACCCUGACCACUAUCAUCACCAUGGAAAAAGUGACUUGAGCAGAGGCUCUCCCUAUAGAGAAUCUCCUUUGGGUCAUUUUGAAAGCUAUGGAGGAAUGCCCUUUUUCCAGGCUCAGAAGAUGUUUGUUGAUGUACCAGAAAAUACAGUGAUACUGGAUGAGAUGACCCUUCGGCACAUGGUUCAGGAUUGCACUGCUGUAAAAACUCAGUUACUCAAACUGAAACGUCUCCUGCAUCAGCAUGAUGGAAGUGGUUCAUUGCAUGAUAUUCAACUAUCAUUGCCAUCCAGUCCGGAACCAGAAGAUGGUGAUAAAGUAUAUAAGACUGAAGAUUUAUUAAAUGAAAUAAAACAACUUAAAGAGGAAAUAAAGAAAAAAGAUGAAAAGAUCCAACUAUUAGAACUUCAGCUUGCAACUCAGCAUAUCUGCCACCAAAAAUGUAAAGAGGAAAAAUGCACUUAUGCUGAUAAAUAUACCCAAACACCCUGGAGACGAAUUCCUCCUCAAGUACUACAGCCUUCCAGCAGCCUUCCCAGACCCACAGACCACACCCAGGGAAAACUAAUAAAGCCACAACAUAUCGAGGCCCACAGUGAAUGCGCAAUCCAAGACACGCAUCAGGGCGUUGCGCAUCUGGAAGAAAGCUUUACACAAGUCUUGCAACAAGAAAGCAACUAUGGUUUGGAAGAGCAGCCUUUUUCAUCAGGCCCACAAUUAAUAAUGGAUGUGGCUAAGAGUACACCUUCUGAAGCAAACUUAAACAUUACUGUAAAUGCUCAAGAGCCUUAUCAUUUGGCAAACAAUCAAAUUAGUGACAUGCAGUUUACACCCACUUCUCUUCAGACACCUCCCCAGUCAAGUACAGUAGACCAGGCUAAGAGAGUUGGAAGAAAUCAGUCUCCGCCAGUGGGUUAUGUGUCUCAGCCCAAGUCCUUGCAGCUUUUAAAGCCAUCCAUAUUGAGUUCUUUGGUACCGCCUCCAGUUUCUGAAUCAUCUCCAAGUAGGACUUCCACUUGUAAAAAGUCACCAAUAAUUGCAACAUGUAAUUCAGCAAAACUUCAGCCAACAUCUAGUCAAACAAAUCUUGCGAAUAAUCAGAAUCUGAAAGCAUCUAAGCUCCGCCCCCCCUCAGGCUCUUUCAAACAAAAACAGACAAACAGCCCCCAACUAGAGCCUCAAAGCUUCCAGGCCAAGACAAGCAUCCCAAGACCACUAACCCAACGAAAAGAAAUCAUGCAGAAUCCUAAUGGCAAUUUGCAUUCUGGAGAUUGUUUGGCCUCUAAUCGCUAUUCUCGUCUUCCUAAACCAAAGAUACAUUAAGUACAUAGCCAUCACCUGCCAAUUUGUUUCUUGAAAACAAUCUGUUCUGUAAUAGCUUUAUGUGCAGCUUGCUACCAUGGUGGAGGUUCCAUUGAAAGCCUGCAAAUCUUAAAUUAAAAUGUGGAAGCUUCUACUAGUUUGGCUCCUUCAUUUUAUAUUCUGGUUGAAGUACAUGCCAUUUGAGCAUAAUUAUCUCAGGUAAACACGAAAGUUUGCUUACCCAUUUCAGAGGCCUGCUAAAGGCCCGAAUCAUGUUAUCCAUCCCUCUCCAUGUCAGAAAAUUCAUAAUAUUUUACUGAGCAGGCAAGAAAUGUGCUUUGCUGGUUUAGUCCUGUUAAGGUCUGUAUUUAUUGUGGUUGUCAGAACCUCACCCCUUUUCACUUGUCUCUCCUGUGAAUAUGGCUACUAUUUUAACUAAAGAUAUGGUGAUAAUGGAAGAUGGUAGUCUGUAAGCAGAGUUCUGGCCAGUGUUUUGUAUAUUUAAAAGGUCUAUGCAAAAGCUUUGUGAUGAAUAAAGGAAAUUAGGCUUUUAAUGGAAAGUCUAUGUAAGUUUUAUUUUUCCUUGCCAGGGUCAGCCAGCUAAUGUUACUAUUGAUUCAUUUCCCAAAUUCCCCAGGCUGAAAAUGUUUCUUAUUACAUACAAAUCAGUUAUAUAUUCCUUUACAUCUUGUUUUACAGACACAUGCAGUGCGCGCGCACACACACGUACACACACAUACCAUUUAUGUUUGUAUUUGUUACUGGGUAAAUUUUGGAGAGCUUGAGAUGCAUCUUGAAACCUGUACCUAAAGAUGUAUUCAUUUGUAACAUAUGUUGGUGCUAGAGUUUUGCUGAUAAUUCAGUUUUGAACCCUUGGGCUUAUGGAUCCAUGAUAGCCAUUUUAAGGUUCCACAGCAUUAUGUCUUUAAUUGUAAUAUUUAUAUUUAUUGAUUUUCUGCUAAUAUCUGAAGACUGAAAUAAUGAACUUGAAACAUUUGCACAAAACUUUGAUGGGGUAUAAAUAUACCAUAUAUAGGGAUUUUAAACUAUUUUCUAUAGCAAAACAAGUUAAAAUAUUUUGAGAAAAAUAAAUUUAAAUAAGACUAUCUUGAGAAAGCUGGAGUUCAUAAUAUUCCCCCCACCCUCCCCGGUCUCCUAGGUUUCCCUUUUCUGUGGUUUUUCGGGUUUUUUUGUUUCUUGAGACAGAGUCUUGCUCCAUCGCCCAGGCUGGAAUGCAGUGGCGCAUCUCGGCUCACUGCAACCUCUGCCUCCUGGGUUCAAGCGAUUCUUUUGCCUCAGCCUCCCAAGUAGCUGGGACUACAGGCAUGCACCACCAUGCCUGGCUAAUUUUCUUGUAUUUUUAGUAGAGAUGACGUUUCACCUUGUUGGUCAGGCUGGUCUCGAACUCCUGACCUCAACUCCUACACCUUGUCUAUGGUGUAUUUUUGAAAGACAAUUUUUUAAAGGUAGAUUUGGGAAAAAAGUAGAAUUGAAGAUGGGAAAUUUUGUUUUAUUAAAAAGGUGCUAGAAGGUAUUUCAAAGACAAUAUUCUUAUUUUAAUACGCUGUAGAAGGUAGGUGUGGAACCUCCACGCUACCAUGUGCACGAACCUAAUUAUGCUUUUGGCCACUUGUCAGUUCAGUAAGUCUGCCUUCCUCUUCUCCCAAAUCAUGUCAUCUUUAGGUUGUUGACCUGCAGCUGCUUUAAAUGAAUUAAUAUCUUUCAGAUAGAUAACCUUACAAGGAGAAUGUUUGUUUUGAGCAGCUGACCAAAAAUGUAUCAAACAGGAUUAUGGCCAAAAAGUCGCUCAGAUUUCUGGAGAUUCCUUUAAAAGAUGUAUGUUGAUGAAAUUGCCCCUUUCUAAGAAAAACAACAGCAAGUCUUUUAGUAGAAAUUUGAAAGAAGUGUUUGCUACCAUUUUGACCCAUGAUUCCCUUACCUAUCAGAUGAAUUUGCCAUUCACUGGAUAGAAACCAUUCUUGGAUUUGGGAAGAGGUGAGCAACACAAAUCUAGUAUCUUAUUCUUAUGCACCAGCACUUCUGAUGGAGAAGCAGUGAAGUUCAGAACAUUCUUCACGUAGUCCGGAUACUGUUAGAGUCAGGCAAAUCAGCAAAGCACUUACUUGUUUAUGGAGUUGACCCAUGAUGGCUGCAGUUGUAAGUGGGCAUACGUAGUCUAUCAUUUUGAAAGAGAAAGAAAACCGUUCUCACAUGUUGCAAAUAUGUGAAUCAUACUGUAUUUCCCUAAAGUACAACAUACCGUGACUUAGUGGUUUUUGGUUUAUUUAGAAGUUGGUUUAGACCCUUAUGAAACAUUAUUUACGAGCUGGCCUUAUCCUUAAGGGAAAAGUUCUAAAUUUUUAAAUUUAUUUUUAACUCCCUAGUCUGAGGGAAAUGUCUUUAUUGUCCAUUACAUAAAAAUGUUGACUCCACUCAUUUAUUUUUCUCCAUUUUUUCCUCCAUGCAUUUAUUCCAUUUUUCUCUAUUUUUUUCUUCCCUGUUGGAUUUGCAGAAAUGUUAACCAAUUAGCUCAACUUUUCUGUACCUUUGUUGAGUCUUAAUCUUUUCGAAGAUAGGCUCAUCGUAUAUUUAUGAAGCAUAAUAUAUUAAGAGAAAACAAAUCUAGGAUGCUUGCAUGACAUAAAGUAUUUACCUGCAGUUUUCCUUAAAAACUGCAAGAAUAUCAUGCUUGUCUGCUCCUUAGUAAAUGUUAAGUCUGAAAUGGAAGUGAGGAUGUAACUCUACUGAAUAAUCAAAGAUCAUCUUAGAUUUGGCUUGAUCUGUGUUUAUUGCUUCUACUAAUGUAAAUCAACUCUGUGCCAAAUCCUCCUCCACAGGAACACAAACCGUUUAUUAUCUUAAUUCUAGUGAUAUCAAUGAAAAUAGUUACAGUAUAUGAAUUCUAAGUCCUGAGGAAGAAAUUUUAUGGGGUUUGUUAAGUUUCACAUUUGUAAAAGAGGAAAUUAGUAUUCAGACUUCGAUAUUUGGCUAUUAAUGGGAUGCAUAUCAAAUUUUUAAAAGAAAGCUUGGCCUAAGGAGUUUAUUGGUACAGGUGCAGAUGAUUUUAAGGCAUUAAAGGAUUAUAGAGUUAUGUCAUUUAGACUGUUUCUAGUAACUGAGACCAGCUAACAUUUUUCUUUUGGAGUCUCAUUUUUAUUUGUGCAAUAUUUUCAGGCAUAUAGGCUACUGUUCAUUGUAUUUAUAUAUAUAUUAGAAUUUACUAAGUACUUUAACAAGUAAAAAUCUGAAUAUGAAAGAAAAUAUCAGAUUUGCACUUUAAAUGAGCUUAAUUGCUUGGAGUUGUGCCUGAAAUAUCGAAAUGCCUCCUAUUGGGUGUGGCUUUGUUGAAAUAAUUUGUAAUUGUUGCUGUUUGAAGAUAUCAGUACAGCUGUUCACAGAAAUAUAUUCCCAGCAUGUCACUUUUCCCGUUAAAGCACUAAGUUUUCUUUGAAUGUUCCAUUGUCCCGAUAAGUAUUUUACUUUUUUCUCAGUACAUCAAAGAGCGCGUGAUGCCCCUACAGCUGUCACUUCCAAAUGUUCCUAUAGCAUAAAUGGUGUUACAGACACAGGGGUGCACUCUUGGUUUCUGAGCAGAGUUGUCAUACUGGUUUCCUGGUCUCUAGGGCACUGGGGAUGUACUUUGAAAAAACCGAACAGGCUUGCAAUUAAGAUCAAUAAGACUGCAGCACCAUUUCAAUUUACUUUCCAUCUUACACAGUAGUUUUUGUGUUUUUAAAUUCAUUUGGGUGGUUAUGUUUGCAUGCUUAUGCACACAUUUGAAAAUUAAUUAUAGCUGUACUACCUGAUGUUUUUCCUUGGGGAUGAUGGCCUUGUUACUUUUUAAAUUCUCAUGCUUGAAUUAUAUUUUCUAAUGAUCUUUCACAUCUCCCUUUAAGUGUUUUGCUGCAGCAAUUUGAGAGAAUACUUUUGAUUAAAUGAUUCGGAUGGUGGGCACCAAUCUACAACUGUGUCAUUAACUGAAGAUACAUGUUUUAAUCUUGUUGGGAAUAAGCUCACCCACUUUCUCCUUGGUAAAGCAUUUACUUAACAAAAUAAUACCCUGAGAAUGUAAGGUCUCUAAGUCAUUACUAACAAAGAGCAAAAAUAAUAUCUGCAGUAUUGUUUUUCCCAUUGAUUUUAAAAGUCAGUUUAGAGUACAAACUGUAUAUUAGAAUUUGCCUGUAAAAUGAAUUCUAAAAAACAGAUGUAAAGUGUCUCUUGAAAAUGUUGGCAUAGUAAAUAAAAAUAAAGUUCAUAAUUAUCCAAGUU
Messenger RNA from Rhinopithecus roxellana (golden snub-nosed monkey), 7880 nucleotides. It is a transcript of the gene CCSER2, whose product is annotated as coiled-coil serine rich protein 2. Gene Ontology annotation, biological process: microtubule bundle formation. Gene Ontology annotation, molecular function: microtubule binding. The record is from RefSeq and is a predicted model, not a curated record. NCBI's taxonomy places the organism in Eukaryota, Metazoa, Chordata, Mammalia, Primates, Cercopithecidae. The transcript is spliced from 13 exons. The coding region runs from base 489 to 3632 and encodes 1047 amino acids. Gene Ontology annotation, cellular component: microtubule cytoskeleton.